AUGCCUUCUGCAACCACCACCAAGAUUGACAUUAGUCAAGUGAAGGAUGUGAUCGACGCCGCGAUUGAAAAAUCACAAAUCCAAUUGCGCGAACUGAAUAGACAGAUCUGGUCCAAUCCCGAGCUCGCAUACAAAGAGCAUCAUGCCCACGACACAAUAUGCAACUUCCUCGAAUCUCAGGGGUUUCAAGUAACCCGUCACGCAUUUGGUUUGGAGACUGCAUUUGAAGCCCGUAGCAGCAGCGGUGACGGCUCCGAAGCAGGGCCACUAAUCAAUUUCAACGCAGAAUAUGAUGCUUUGCCAGAUAUUGGUCAUGCAUGUGGUCACAAUCUCAUUGCGACUAGUAGUAUUACCGCAUUUCUGGCAUUGUCAGCUGCACUGAAGAAGUUUGGCGUUCCGGGACGGACACAACUACUCGGAACACCGGCAGAGGAGAAUGGUGGUGGGAAAGCGGUGCUAAUUGAGAAUGGGGCGUAUAAGGGGGUUGACAUUUCGUUGAUGGGCCACGGGGGACCAUCAUUAAUGGGUGACGGUAUUGCAGGCACCCUCUUCAAUGCCCGGAAACAGAUCCAUGUAGAGUUCACAGGCAAAAAUGCGCACGCUGGCGGUAAUCCAUGGGAUGGUAUCAAUGCCCUCGAUGCACUAGUAGCCGCCUACAACAACGUGGCCGUACUGCGACAACAGAUCUUACCCGAAGAACGUAUUCAUUGCGCGUUUCUUGACACUCCUAAGGUGGCCAAUGUGAUUCCAUCCUUUACAAAGGGAUAUUGGCAGGUACGCAGUCCUACCUUGAAGGGUUUGAACAGUCUUGCUGCCCGUGUGAGGAACUGUAUCGAAGCAGCCGCGUUAGCGACGGGAUGUCAAGUUAAGUUGAAGGAAGACAGCUUAUACAAGGACAUCAAACUAAACGAUACGCUAUGUCAACACUACCAGAAGAACAUGGGCCUCUAUGAUCGUACCAUCAUGAAAAAGCUCGACAAGGUCAUGACUGCUUCAUCAGAUAUCGGCAAUGUGAGCUAUGUCGUUCCGACUCUUCAUAGCGCAUUCACGAUCCGGGCACCUGAAGGCUCAUCCCCACACCAUCCAUCAUUUGCAGCUGCAGCGGGCACUGACGCUGCUCAUGAGGAAGCUCUGAUUGUUGGAAAGGGGUUGGCAUUGACCGGAUGGGAUAUAGUCGCCGAUGUGGGUCUUUUGAAGCAGGCAAGGGAACAAUGGAAACAUGAGAUCGAGAGCGAUAAUUAGAGGUGGCGUCUAUUGUAUACUGCAAACGGCUGCUUAAAUGUGAAUAUUACUAUACAAAAUGCACUGAGCUUCGUAUUGUUUAUUCAAGGCAAUUUUGCCGUAUUUAACCAUACCGAGAUAGCUGGAGCGGUUACCGUCCGCGUUUACCUCAAAAGAAGCGCGGAGAAUCGGACAAACUGAGUCAAAGAGAAACUGAAACAGAAUUGGCCGAACGGGCUUGUCCAUUCACGUGAAUCAAAUGAUGAUUGAUCAGAGCACAAGAUCUUACAUAAGUUUCAAAUCAAGAAUACGAAUCUUGGCGAAGCCGGGUCCCUCGCAACAUGCUCAUAUGAACUGAUACUGCACACAUAUAAGAAGCCUAGACCACGCGG
Talaromyces stipitatus ATCC 10500 is the source of this 1613-nucleotide messenger RNA. RefSeq names its product amidohydrolase, putative. The transcript is spliced from 5 exons. Lineage: Eukaryota; Fungi; Ascomycota; Eurotiomycetes; Eurotiales; Trichocomaceae. Gene Ontology annotation, molecular function: dipeptidase activity. The coding region runs from base 1 to 1242 and encodes 413 amino acids. The record is from RefSeq and is a predicted model, not a curated record.